AGCAUCUCUGUUUUUCAGGGUCUGGAUGAAGAGCAGAGUGUGCAGUUACUACAGUGUUAUCUUCAGGAAGAUUACAGAGGGACAAGGGACUCCUUGAAGACUGUUCUUCAGGAUGAAAGGCAGAGUCAGGCUCUGAUGCUGAAGCUUGCUGACUAUUACUAUGAAGAGAGGAUCUGCAUUCUGCGCUGUGUCCUCCACCUACUCACUUAUUUUCAGGAUGAGAGGCACCCAUAUACAGCACAAUACUUUCAGUGUGUUGAAAAGUUGGACAAGGAAUUGGUUCCUAAUUACCGGAAGCAGUUUGAAGAGCUGUACAAAGCAGAAGCUCCUACGUGGGAAACACAUGGAAAUCUCAUGACAGAACGUCAGAUUUCCCGUUGGUUUGUGCAAUGCCUCCGAGAACAGUCCAUGCUCCUGGAAGUCAUCUUCCUCUACUAUGCAUACUUUGAAAUGGCACCUGAUGAGCUUCUGGCAUUUGCAAAGAUGUUCAAAGAACAAGGAUUCGGCACGAGACAAACAAACAGACACUUGGUAGAUGAAAGCAUGGAUCACCUGGUGGACCGUAUUGG
This is a messenger RNA of Tinamus guttatus (white-throated tinamou), 569 nucleotides long. Lineage: Eukaryota; Metazoa; Chordata; Aves; Tinamiformes; Tinamidae. The record is from RefSeq and is a predicted model, not a curated record.